Exophiala viscosa is the source of this 1581-nucleotide messenger RNA. RefSeq names its product Alpha/Beta hydrolase protein. The transcript has 3 exons. Bases 1 to 1581 code for a protein of 526 amino acids. The record is from RefSeq and is a predicted model, not a curated record. Lineage: Eukaryota; Fungi; Ascomycota; Eurotiomycetes; Chaetothyriales; Herpotrichiellaceae.
AUGAGGCGCACGAUUAACCUUCUGAGUCUCUUAGCGGGGCUGAGUAAUGCCCGUCCCCAGGUGUCAGCUCCGGCUGGUAUAUUCCACGGCAAUUCGUCCAUUGCCCAUAUUGACCAAUUCUUGGGCAUCCCAUAUGCGAAACCUCCUGUUGGCGAUUUACGCUUCGCCAACCCUGAAGCACCUGUUACGAGCUCCAGCAAUGUCGUUAAAGCUACUGCAUAUGGCCCAGGAUGUUCUCAACUGGACAUCUAUGCCGAGUACAAUGGACUUAGCGAAGAUUGUCUGAGCCUGAACGUUAUCAGACCUACCAACAUUUCUGCCACUGCUUCACUUCCAGUACUCUUCUGGAUACACGGUGGCGGCAAUGUCAAUGGCCAGUCCAUAUUCUACAAUGGUACCGCAAUAGUUCAGCACUCCAUUACCAUCGACCAACCCGUCAUCUACGUGGGUAUCAACUAUCGACUCGGAGGUUUUGGUUUUCUGGGCGGACCAGCUGUCUUGUCUGCCGGUGUCUCCAACCUCGGCUUGAAAGAUCAAUAUCUCGCCUUGGAAUGGGCUCACACGAACAUCAAGAGUUUUGGCGGAGAUCCAACCAAGGUGACCAUCUUCGGCGAGUCCGCAGAAUCAGGAGCUCCGGGAGCACCUGGGUUUGAAAUCGCCCUCACAGCGGCGGCUGGUGCCUCACAGUAUGAUGACCUGCUCAACUCGACAAACUGCACAACCUUGAGCUGUCUAAUAACGGUUCCUUAUGACAUUAUCUCCCCGAUCCUGGUCACUUUCCCUGAGGGUGCCUACCUAAUCGAUAACGAUUGUUUGAACGACACUCUUACCAACUUGGUUGAAAAAAACUCGUUUUCUCAUAUUCCCAUCAUCCAUGGCACCAACUUGAACGAAGGCGCAGUAUUCAUGCCCGACCCUUUCAACUAUCCCAACCGUACUGCAUUGAUCGACACUGUUGCUGGUUAUCUGAACAACGAAACUUCCUUUGCCACACUCAUCGUCGAUGCCUAUAACGCAACGGACGACACGGAUCUGGGCAAAGGUUACGACGCUGACCCUACAGCUGAUCAUGGGUUUUUUGUAGCUUGUGGACUCUACACUGACAUGGACAUGGAUUUGGGGAAACUCACGCUGCUCAAGAUAGCAAGCGAGAACGCCAAUGUAUGGGGCUAUGACUUCCGACAGAGGCCUGCUCUCAGUGCCAUGAACCUCAGCUAUGAGUAUCCUGGCGUUAGUACAGCCUACACGGAGGGAGUCGGCGUCUUUCACGGGGCCGAGCUACCAUAUGUUUUCGGCGAAGCUACAAACCUGCCGGAUCGCAGUCCUGGAGACGACGAGGUGGCUAUCAAAGUGCUGAAUGCCUGGAUCUCAUUUGCAUACUAUCUGAACCCAAACAAUCCUGAGAAGAAGAAUACGGUGACCUGGCCCAAGUAUAACUCGACCUCUCCCUUUGGGGAAGUUAUCAUCUUCGAACAGCAAGGAAAUCUGUCCAUCAGAGCCGCGCCGAACACCUUCAGGGCGGUCCCGUGGGACAUUUGGGGCUUUGCAGAGAUGGAGAUUGGUCAACAUCCACCAUACUGA